Messenger RNA from Clunio marinus, 300 nucleotides. The record is from the annotation of a GenBank genome assembly. Lineage: Eukaryota; Metazoa; Arthropoda; Insecta; Diptera; Chironomidae.
AUGAAUUUGAAAGCUUUUUUGGUCAUGUUCUUUAUGUUGGUUGCGGUUAAAUAUUCUGAUCAAGUAAGAAAAAUUCCAACUUCUUGUCCUAUCGAACCAGGAUUUUAUUUUCUUAAAGAUUUUGUAAUUGACGACAGUUUCUUGACAUAUGCAAUUCCAACAUCCAAAGUUCUUAUUACAAUCGUUCUGAGUUCAAAGAUGGAUGAAAGGAUGAUUGAAUUGGGUGACCAGAAAGUUCAAUUUGAAGUCAAGACUCGCGAGAAAUGGGAAAAGGAGAGAAAAAAAGCAAAACAAGGUUGA